Molecule: messenger RNA, 858 nt
Organism: Dreissena polymorpha
Lineage: Eukaryota; Metazoa; Mollusca; Bivalvia; Myida; Dreissenidae
Exons: 4
Coding region: 396-782 (128 amino acids)
Source: RefSeq, a predicted model, not a curated record
GAAGUGCAAAUGUUUUAGUGUUUCAAAAACAACCGUAGGCUUUCAUAUAUAGUGUGUUUAAAACAAAAACAAUCAACGUUCGUUUUAUGACGGGACGAAAGUACAAGCUAGGUGUGGCUCUAGCAAUGUCUGAAUAGCCAGGAAACGUGAAGCGUAAAUUUAGCAAAACGAACAAUAAUUAUCUAUAUGAUUAAUUCAUUGAAUACAAAUAAAAGCACACGAACAUAACAUUUUUAUUACAUAUUAGUAACAGCAUUGAACAGCGGAACUAUCAACGUUUACUUGUUUAAUAUAAAACGAUUUCAACUUGACUAGGACCGGAGGCGGAUUAAGAAGGAAACACAGGGAUCUACGCUCUAGGAGUUACUGACGGAUAGCGUGAAGGGAACGGGACCAUGGCCUCAACACAAGCGCCAUCGCCGCUCAUCUACUUAUACACUAAUGACAUUCCCGUGUGGCUGCAGGUGACGCUCGGAAUAACAUCAGUAGUCGCCGCCUUACUGUUGCUAACGUGCCUAACAUUAUGUUGUAUGCGCCUAUGUGGGUGUUGGACCGGGAACAUCCUGGGCGUGGGCGCACUAAGACGACCCCUGGACGAGGCGGACCAUAUCGGCUGCUGGUGCUGUCGGCCCCCUAUACUGUCACAUAGGGGGCGCAUCGACGACGGCCAAAUUUCGUAUACGAAUGUUAAUGGAAGCAGACGCUCUACGCCUGCCCAGCCCGAGGGCGUCUGGAUGCCGCAUAUGAAACCCGUGCGCAACAACAACACGAGCACACAGUGAAUACAACGCCAGGCGGUUUUACCUUAAUAAUGUUUCAUGGUAUUCUUACAUAGUUUUUUGUAUUUCUUCUUGCAGU